CACACACACGACUCGUCUCUCUGUCUUUUCAUUAUCACUCAUCACCCAUUCCUAGAUAUUCCACAAUGCCUUCGAAUCAGAAUAUGCAAGGAGGAAAGGCGUUUGGAUUGCUUAAAGCUCAACAAAGGGAUCGGUUGGAAGAAAUAAACAAGGAGUUCAUGGAAGACCAGAAGUACAGGGAUGAGGACGAUUUGGCGGAGAAACUGGAUUCCUUUAAAAAUAAAUAUGCAGAGUUUGACCUCAAUGACCAAGGAGAGAUAGACAUGAUGGGUCUGAAGAGGAUGAUGGAGAAACUGGGGGUGCCAAAGACUCAUCUGGAGAUGAAGAAGAUGAUUUCUGAGGUGACCGGCGGCUCCAGCGACACCAUCAACUACAGAGACUUCGUUAAGAUGAUGCUGGGCAAGAGAUCUGCAGUGCUCAAACUGGUAAUGAUAUUUGAAGACAAGGCUAACGGUUCGGUCUGUAAGCCAGAUGGCCCGCCGCCUAAACGCGACAUUGCCAGUCUUCCUUAAACCACAGAGGGAGGAGCCACCUGCC
Messenger RNA from Chanos chanos (milkfish), 537 nucleotides. It is a transcript of the gene aif1l, whose product is annotated as allograft inflammatory factor 1-like. Gene Ontology annotation, biological process: actin filament bundle assembly; ruffle assembly. Gene Ontology annotation, cellular component: actin filament; ruffle membrane. The transcript is spliced from 6 exons. Gene Ontology annotation, molecular function: calcium ion binding; actin filament binding. The coding region runs from base 66 to 512 and encodes 148 amino acids. The record is from RefSeq and is a predicted model, not a curated record. NCBI's taxonomy places the organism in Eukaryota, Metazoa, Chordata, Actinopteri, Gonorynchiformes, Chanidae.